Molecule: messenger RNA, 1494 nt
Organism: Colletotrichum lupini
Lineage: Eukaryota; Fungi; Ascomycota; Sordariomycetes; Glomerellales; Glomerellaceae
Product: RNP domain-containing protein
Exons: 7
Coding region: 1-1494 (497 amino acids)
Cellular component (GO): cytoplasm; nucleus
Molecular function (GO): mRNA binding
Source: RefSeq, a predicted model, not a curated record
AUGGCGACGUUCAUCGCUAAUCUGCAACAGAGGGAGAGAUCUCGAUCGCCUCGACGUGGACGUUCGCGCAGUCCCAACCGCGCAUCAAGACGCCGUUCUUUCUCUCCUCGGAGCCGAUCCCGUAGUAGAGACGAAUACCGCGGAAGGAGAGACCGUUCCCCCAUGACUGGAACCGGCGCUCCGUCUGGAGGAUCUAGCACUGGCUACGGAGGGGCACCACCACACCGAUCGUAUGAGGAGCGCGCAGCCGCCCGCGAACAAAUGAUGAGCAACAUUAGGGAAACGUCUCAACAGGAUCGCCGCGUCUACGUCGGCAACCUUUCCUACGAUGUGAAGUGGCAUCAUCUCAAGGACUUCAUGCGACAGGCUGGAGAGGUUCUCUUCGCCGACGUGUUAUUACUUCCAAAUGGAAUGUCGAAGGUGGGCUUCUACACAAUUGUGGAAUAUGCGACGCGGGACCAAGCCCAGAACGCUGUGGCCACUCUCAGCAACCAGAACCUCAUGGGUCGACUUGUCUACGUUCGAGAGGAUCGCGAAGCUGAACCCCGUUUCAUCGGCGCCACUGCCAACCGCGGCGGCUUUGGUGGUGGUGGCGGUGGGAUGAACCCCGGUGGUUUCGUCGGCGGCGGCGGCGGUGGCGGCGGCUACAAUCCCGGAGGGGGCAGCCGACAGAUUUAUGUUGCCAACCUUCCCUACACUGUGGGCUGGCAAGACCUCAAGGACCUGUUCCGACAGGCUGCUCGCAACGGAGUCGUCAUCCGCGCAGAUGUUCAUCUAGGACCUGACGGCCGUCCCAAGGGAUCGGGAAUUGUCGUAUUCGAGAACCCCGACGACGCUCGCAACGCCAUUCAGCAGUUCAACGGUUAUGACUGGCAGGGGCGUCUUCUUGAAGUCCGUGAAGACAGAUUCGCUGGCGCAGGAGGGCCCAUGGGCUUCGGAGGCCGAGGCGGCUUCGGCGGUGGCAUGCGAGGCGGUUUCGGCGGCGGAUACGGUCGAGGCGGAUUUGGCGGCGGCCGUGGUGGCUUUGGUGGUGGCGGCUACGGUCGUGGAGGUUUCGGCGGCGGUGGCCCCGGCCCCGGCGGUCCCGGCGGUCCCGGUGGCCCAGGUGGCUUUGACGCUGGCAACGCUCCUUCGGUGCCUCCUAACCCAUUCACUGACUACGCAACCGCUGGAACCGAUCGCAGCGAGGUCAUUUACACACGAAACCUUCCCUGGUCCACGAGCAACGAGGAUCUCGUUGAGCUAUUCACCACUAUCGGAAAGGUUGAGCAGGCCGAGAUUCAGUACGAGCCGAGCGGUCGCUCUCGUGGGACUGGUGUAGUCCGUUUCGAUUCUGCAGAAACCGCGGAGACUGCAAUCGCCAAGUUCCAGGGGUACCAAUAUGGUGGCCGGCCAUUGGGACUGAGCUUCGUGAGAUACCUCAACGCUCAAGGUGGUGGUGAUAGCAUGGACACCGAUGUCCAUGCAGGCUUGACGCAGGAUCAGAUCAUGUAA